UUGUCUUCAACAAGUUUUGUCUUUCGAGCUUCCUAGUUAGUUUUGGAAGAACACUUCUAGUUUUGCAAGUGAAGAGGCUUUAAAGUUUAAAGAUGUUCAUGAAUAUAGCUUCCUCAGUGUAUCACCUAUGCUUUUAGCCUAACUUACACGCCUUUUUGUACGUCAAAUGUUGGCAAGUUUUUGGUGAUUAAUUUGCAAAUCAGGAGCAAUAUGUAUUGAGUAAAAAGCAUAAGCUUUUAUGUUCAACUUUUCUUUUGAGGGAGAGCUGCUGACUUCUUUUAGAUUAGUUCUGUGUAGGCUGGUGUAGUUGCGGGUGUACUGAAGUGGGAGAAUACAUUAAAAGAUCCUCAAGGGAUGCUAUCAAGACCCUGCUAGUUUAGAAUUAUGUUGACAAAGAUAUUUCUAAUUACUUUUAUUAUUUUAAUGUAACAAUAGGCAUAGUGACAACAUGGUUAUUUGGCACAAAUGCUCUAGAAGAGGAGCUUUGUCCCAAUCCCUUGCAGUCAGUCAAAUUGCUCUCACAGUCCAUGAACGUCAACUGGCACCUGCUUCACUCCUAAUUGCAAAAUUAAAGCAUCUAUAAAAAUUUGCCCCAUAUCUAGGCUAAUUAGAUUAUCAGUAUGCUUUUGAAGAAUGAGGGAUUCUUCACUGGUCUGAGCUUUAAUUUAUAAUUUUGAAUAUAGAAAAAUACCAAAUUAUUGCAUCAGCUUUGCUCUUGUUAAUUCCUUGAUAUGCUUUGUCUUUCUUGUUUCUUACCCAAGUUUUAGUCACUUGGGUAUAUGUCAAAAGAACUCUUGUUAUUCUAGUAUAACUACAAAGUUUUAGGCACAUCUGUUUUAGAUUUAUUGCAUCCCCAUGGUCUGAGAGGAUAUGCAUAUAUUCCAUGUUCGAAAUUGAUAAUCAAAUAGAAGACAAAUAGAUUGCCUCUCUCUUUCAUAGAGUACUAAUUUACUGCUAAUUUUUUUCUGGCUGAUUCUAUUUGAAGCUGGCCAGGUUCUCUUAUCAUGGGAAACAAGCCUGUGAAGCAAGAACAACGAGAAGAGAUUCUCUUGAAAAUUGUGCCACCAUUGGACCAAGCUUAUGUUCGAUGGCUUGCUCGGGAUAUUGAGAGAAUUCAUGGUUUUACUCCAAGAAACCCUCGUGCAGUGAAACCCCCAGAUCAUUACAUCGAGUACAUGCGCUUGAAUGGUUGGUUGGAUGUAGACUUGGAUGAUCCAGAUCUAGCCCAUUUGUUCAAGUAAGGAGGAAUGAGGACAUAUCUCCUAUAAUCAUUAUAUUACAAUUCACCAAUCACAGUCAUAAAUUGUGUAGUAUCCGCCAGAAUAUCAUAGGGAACGGAGCAUAGGUUUAUAAGUAUUGAACCCUUACGUAAUCUUUUGUUCUGGUUGGAUAAUUUCAAGGUUGUUGUAAAAAGAAUGAAUGCUUGGGGAGAAAUAUUUUGCCAUGUCAUAAGCUUGUGAGCUAUGCUUAGAAUUGGAAGGUAAAUGGAAGGGAUACAGUAGCGAUGUGAAUCAAGUCACUGUUGUAAAUGAGGAAGUUAUCUUUGUCAGGAUGGAUGAAGACCUAAAGGGGGGUUCUUUCUUUCAUCAUGCCGGUAUUUGUAUUGAUAACUUUUGAGUAUUUUGUUUCACUUGUUGCUUUGACUCUGGAGAUGCAUAUCCAACCCAUUUCAAACGGGGAUGCCUUUCAGUGUUAUUCGGAUUAUUUAAAUUUGAAUUUAGGAUUAUGAUCUUGAUCAUCAA
Theobroma umbraticum is the source of this 1742-nucleotide messenger RNA. RefSeq names its product aspartyl/glutamyl-tRNA (Asn/Gln) amidotransferase subunit B. The record is from RefSeq and is a predicted model, not a curated record. NCBI's taxonomy places the organism in Eukaryota, Viridiplantae, Streptophyta, Magnoliopsida, Malvales, Malvaceae.